Messenger RNA from Xiphophorus maculatus (southern platyfish), 3540 nucleotides. RefSeq names its product cyclin T2 (gene ccnt2a). Gene Ontology annotation, cellular component: cyclin/CDK positive transcription elongation factor complex; nucleus. Lineage: Eukaryota; Metazoa; Chordata; Actinopteri; Cyprinodontiformes; Poeciliidae. Gene Ontology annotation, molecular function: cyclin-dependent protein serine/threonine kinase activator activity. Gene Ontology annotation, biological process: positive regulation of DNA-templated transcription, elongation; regulation of transcription by RNA polymerase II. The record is from RefSeq and is a predicted model, not a curated record. The transcript has 10 exons. The coding region runs from base 46 to 2121 and encodes 691 amino acids.
ACGUCACAUCCGUUUUCUCGAUGCCGAAGCGAACGUUCCAGAGUAAUGGCGGCAUGCCGGGGUUCUUCGUCGAAAUGGUAUUUCACCCGGGAGCAGCUGGAAAACACCCCGUCCCGCCGAUGUGGAGUAGAAUCAGACCGGGAGCUCUCCUACCGACAACAAGCGGCGAAUCUGAUCCAGGACAUGGGUCAAAGGCUCAACGUCUCUCAACUGACAAUAAACACAGCAAUUGUUUACAUGCAUAGAUUUUAUAUGCAACAUUCUUUCACCAAAUUCCAUAGAAAUAUAAUAUCUCCAACCACCCUAUUUUUGGCUGCAAAAGUGGAAGAGCAACCCCGAAAGCUUGAGCAUGUAAUUAAAGUAGCGCAUGCUUGCUUAAAUCCACAGGAAUCUCCUCUAGACACGAAAAGUAACGCAUACCUCCAGCAAGCUCAAGAGCUGGUGAUACUUGAAUCCAUUGUGCUGCAGACCCUGGGCUUUGAAAUUACUAUUGAUCACCCACACACUGAUGUGGUGAAAUGUACCCAGCUAGUGCGAGCAAGCAAGGAUCUGGCACAGACUUCCUAUUUCAUGGCUACCAACAGUUUGCACCUCACUACCUUCUGCCUCCAGUACAAGCCCACAGUGAUCGCCUGUGUAUGCAUACAUCUGGCCUGCAAGUGGUCCAACUGGGAGAUUCCGGUUUCCACUGAUGGGAAACAUUGGUGGAAGUACGUGGACAGCACGGUGACUCUGGAGCUGCUUGAUGAGCUGACGCAUGAGUUUCUGCAGAUUCUGGAGAAAACUCCAAGCAGACUGAAGAGAAUACGGAAUUGGAGGGCGACACAAGCUGCUAAAAAGCCCAAAAGUGAAAAUAUGCAGUCAAUGGAUAACACAUUUACUGGGCCUUCAUUGCUUCAGGACCACGGCGAUACAGCACUUCCUGGAGUUUCCUCGUCCAACCCAAGUUUUUCCAAAGCAGGUGCUGCCUUUUCUGUACCCAUGCCCGGGCAUUCCAGAGGGGUCCCGUUGUCUCUGGACGCCAUGGCUGCCACGUACAGCCCAGCCAGCCACAGUGAAUGGCCUCAGGUUAACCAGAGCCAUUACCCCUCCUGCAUAAAACAGGAACCGCUCAGCAUCCCCAUCCACGAAUCCAUGCUGUCUUUGCAGACUUCCACUUCCUCUUUGCUCCAGCACCCUCCGCCUUACAAGACUGAAAAAACGGUUGAUUUAAACCUUGUUAAACAGGAGAAAGGAACAGCAGGCAAGCAUCACUCAACACCUCAGCCUGCUUACCCUCCUUCCGGUCAACCUCUAGUUCAGAAACUGUCUCUGGAUAAGUACAGAGAGAAACAUUCUGCAGAGUAUACUGUCCAGAAGCGCAGGCAAGAGCCCCAUGGAGGCCUAAUGGACUGUGACGUAAAAGGCAACUUGACUUCCUCUUCUACCUAUGCACCAACAAACAUUACCCACAUAGAACAUAGAAAACAUGCACAGCCUCAUCAAGCCUCCCACAGCGGCAGCACUACACCUUCCCCUCUGAAAAUGAAAAUCCCUUCCUCCUCAACUUCUUCAGGGCAAGACAGACGCCAUCAUGGAGACAAAUCUUUGCUCAAACUUCGUCUGCCUGUCCCCGGGUCCAGCAGCAACGCUCCGCCAGAAAAGAGCGGACAACCAAUCAAAGAUGAGUUCAAAAUGAAGAUCAAAGUUUCCUCAUCGGAGCGGCACAGCUCAUCAGAUGAAGGCAUUUCUGCCAACAACAGCAAGAGCAAACAUUCCAGCCCGUUGGUGAGCAAGGAGAAGCAUCGCAGCACCGAGCACAACCUCCAUCGCCCCCACAAGCACAGCGGCAACGGGCGAGGGGCCGCUGAGGCUGCGGGUGUGCUGCGAGUUCCUCCUGGUCUGGUGGCAAUGGAAGGAACGGCACUCGGUCAUCCCUCGUCCACCACUUUGACGUCGUCAUCACGAAAGAGGGCCUACGCUGAGGGCGGCCACAACCACCACCCCUCAUCCUCGACUUCCUGCUCCAAAGUGAGCAAAAUCUCCAAGAGUGGCACUAGUGCUGCAGGUGGGCUGCGGACCUCUCAGCAGUUCCUCCCUCCUGGCGAAUCGCCACAUGAAGUGGGAGAGCAGAGACACUGAGUCCGACGCUCUGCAGCACAUGGAACUGGCACCAAACUACCGACCACUGAGACUUUGAAGACUAUGCUGACCUCUUUGUCAAGUGCCCUAAGAAAAUAACACUUUGUGAAUAUAAACCCUUUACUGAGAGGCAGAAAGCGUUGCUGCAAAUAAUUAUUGUUGGACUUCUCUGUUUCUGAGAGAUAAGAAAGAUGAAUAAUUAUGCUUCCUGUCGCACCUCGGGGCUGCGACGUUCAGUCCUUUCUUUGUUAAUGUCGAAUUGCUGCUCAGUUUUCACUUUCUCCUCGAAUAGGUGGAAGAAUUUGCAAACGUGGAUGCAUAGGGUGGGGAAAGGUUCCAUCUUCACGUUGUAAGACCUCCAUAUGAGAGGACAAGUAUUACAAGUUCUAUAAAAGCAUGGAAGGUGCACUUUCUUCAUUUUCAUGUUUGUUUUUGUUUUUUAGUAAUUUAAAUCUAUUGAGUGAUUAUAUGGAAGAAGUUAUCUGACCAGCUGGAGAUGAGUUAAUUUGUUUUCUGGAAUUCCACUUGAUAUUGUUAAUGGAUGCAAUAUUUUUUUUAGGUGUAAAGUUCCAUCUCCAAAAUUAUUUUCUGGUCUUGGUUUCCUUUUUUAUACUUAAACUGCAUUUGAUUUGCAUGUUUCAAUCAUCAAAGGGAUGUGAGAGAGGAGCACAUAACUUGCUGUUUACAAAAAAAAUGGAGAUAAAUGUACAUAUGUUUCUUUUGUAUGUUUAAAGAAGAAGCUAUACCAUGACUACUCAGGUUUGGAGCUGCUUGUAAUUAUAACAAGAUGACUAUAAUACAUAUAAAAGUUUUAUUUCAUGGCUCAGUUGAUUGGAGGUCACCGCCUGAAUGAUUGCAGCAUUCCAGGAGUUCGACUUUCUGUAGAUGGUGUACUGUUGGAUUCCCACUACAACAAUGUCACAGCAAUCAAUUUGUACCAAAAACCUUCUCUUCUAAGUAGACCUUAAGCUGGAUGCCAAAGGUUGUGCCUCACAUAAAAGGGAUGCUACUAAUAUGAUACUGAAGUUUACAUCAAGUGGAUCAAACAUUGCAUAAAGUUAUCAGCCCAUUUAACCACAUUUAGGUCAUAUUAGAUCUGGAGAAAAAUAUUUCUUGUAGGCAAUGCCAGACGAAUUUAGAUUCUCUCCUCUCAUGUAUCUGUUUGGAAAUACCUUUAACAUUUAAACCAUCACUUUCAGCUUACAUCUCUCAAGAGCCUGUGCCCUAUAAUCCCCUCUGUAUUGUAAAGCAUCCAACAUACCAUAUUGGUCCAAGGCUGGUGGUGUUUGUAUGUAAUAAAGCAUUUACAGUUGAACAUUAAAUGAAAAACUGCAAUUGUUUUAGAAAAAACAUGAACCGCUCAUCACGUCUUUCCACUUCUCAUUUUAAUAUAAUGAAUAAACUUCAUUACCAUCACCA